Messenger RNA from Penicillium pulvis, 1224 nucleotides. RefSeq lists its product as uncharacterized. The transcript is spliced from 4 exons. The record is from RefSeq and is a predicted model, not a curated record. Lineage: Eukaryota; Fungi; Ascomycota; Eurotiomycetes; Eurotiales; Aspergillaceae. The coding region runs from base 1 to 1224 and encodes 407 amino acids. Gene Ontology annotation, cellular component: Golgi apparatus.
AUGCGAUCUGAUGUGGGAGCUGCAUCUGUCUCCACCCCUAUUCAAUCUUUCUCUGCCCGGACCCGCUCCAGUGUUGCCUUUGCGAAAUCGGCCUUUUCCCCCCACAAUAACGGCCAAUACGUUGAACUCGAUGAUUUGGGGGUAGCGACCAGUCCCAUUGAGAACGAUGAGCCGAAUCUUGAACAAGAUCAUAAUCGCUAUGCCUCGCCUCCCAAACGUCGAAGGAAAUUAUAUAUCCCGCACACCUUGUGGACACGUCUUUUCGCUAUCACCGGAAUUAUUGAGACACUAGGCACAGUCGGCAUUGAGAGUUGGAUUUUCAUUAGCAUUUCAAAGCAUUUCGACGAUAAUGGCGAGGAGGAUGCGACGCUGCGCCUUCGGUCGUUCUUGGGUCUCUACAUCUUCGCCCUUUUCUAUGAGCUUGCGCUCAGUUACGAUGCGUUGCGACGAAAAAAUACUUUCCAACUGAUCGGACUGUGCAUCUGUAACCUGGGCUUGCUGGUCUAUGGUAUUAUUCAGACGAAGGAAAUUAAAGACACACUUUCCAGCCUGAGCGGGAGUACCGUCAAUGCGACUCAUCUGUGGGUGCAAUACCGGAUUGCCUUGAUCUUAGUACCAGUGGUUCUGGGAGUUGGUACUGUCUGCAUGUCAGCAGUGACAUGGAAGCUGCGCGCGGAGUUCUCUUGGACUAUUUACAAGAGUAUCAGUGCUGAUUUGCAAAUGAGUUGGCGAUAUACAACUUAUCAGGUAUAUAUUGCGCUCCUAAAGUUCGAUUUCUUUUUCAUUUUCGGUACGCAGCUACAAGUGUUGCUCGCCCUGAAAGAUUACACCGAUGAGGAGUUCAUCAUCCAAGCCGCUAUGAUACCCAUCGCCAUCAUCAGCCUUAUUCUAGCUGCUCGCUUCUGUCGACUAGAAAAGACUAAAUCUUUGAUCUGCAUUAUGGUGCUUUUUGUUGUGCUCAUCGCCAGUUUUGUCAACACUGUGAUGAAAGUAUUCAGCGGCAGCGAUAGUGGCCAAUUGACCAGCUACCGAGUUUCCUUGACCUUAUUUGCCACAUUGGCAGUUCUACUUCUGGCCGGCACAAUGGCCAAUUCUGUGAUGUGCAUUCUAAAUUUCAGAAAAGGAUUGAAAGAGCAUAUCAACAACGCUAGAAAGCAGGCGCCGGCUGCAGAUACGGAAAAUGCCUGGACGGAAGACACGAAGUCACGAUUUGUAUUAAAUUAA